Trichobilharzia szidati is the source of this 1856-nucleotide messenger RNA. NCBI's taxonomy places the organism in Eukaryota, Metazoa, Platyhelminthes, Trematoda, Strigeidida, Schistosomatidae. The record is from the annotation of a GenBank genome assembly.
CACGACCUUCGCGUUUAAUUAAACCCCAAGGCCAGAAUGUCCACCACUGCCAACCAUCCAAAGAAGAUUGGAUCAUGGUAUUUCGGCGGGAUAGCUAGUGCAAUGGCUGCUGCAUGCACGCAUCCACUGGAUCUCAUCAAAGUACAUUUACAAACUCAACAAAAGAAAGAAUUUGGAAUGUUAAAAAUGGGGAUUCGUGUGUGCAAACAAGACGGCAUCUUAGCCCUGUACAAUGGUAUAAGCGCCUCGGUUCUGAGACAGUUAACUUAUUCAAUGACUCGAUUCGGAAUGUACGAAACCUAUAAGCAAUCCAAAGGCUCUCCAUUACCAUUCGGUGAAAGUGCAGUAAUUGCCAUGGUCUCUGGAUUUUGUGGAGGUAUCGUUGGUAAUCCAGCAGAUAUGGUCAAUGUUAGAAUGCAAAAUGAUAUGAAAGUGCCAGUGAAUGAAAGACGCAAUUACAAAAAUUGUAUCGAUGGCUUAGUUCAAGUAGUUCGCAAUGAAGGUGUGCCGAAAUUGUUUAGCGGUGUCAGUAUGACUGCUUCACGUGCUGCAUUUAUGACUGUUGGACAAUUGGCAUUUUAUGAUAAAUUUAAAAUGAUGCUUAUUAAUACAGGAAGUUUCCAGGAUAAACCUUUAACGCAUAUGAUUGCAAGCAGUAGUGCUGCUGGAGUUGCUACCUUUAUCACUCAACCAUUUGAUGUAAUGAAAACGCGUUUAAUGAAUGCUCCACCUGGAAAAUAUUCAGGUCUUAUGAAUUGUGCCGUCGAUCUUGCAAUCACCGGUCCAUUAUCCUUUUUCAAGGGUCUUGUACCCGCAUUUAUACGUUUAGCACCGCAUACUGUAUUAACAUUUGUAUUCCUUGAACAAUUAAUUGUUAACUUUGGACAUGUACAGACGCCUCCUCAUUAACAGUCAACUUAUAUGCAAUGUAACUUUAUGAAUUCCUAUCUAGUCACAUUAUUUCGCUUCAUUUUUAUUAUUUUGAUUGCAAUAUUUUUCGUUUUUUGGUUUUUUUUGUACCCGUUAAUUUAAUAUUUCUAAUUUAUUUAUUUAUUUAUCUAUUUUUUUGUAAAAACAAUGAACGAAAGAGCAAGUAUUCCCAUUCCCACUUAUUCUUUUGUAUCCAAGCAAGAAGGCUUAGUAAUACUCAGUUAACGCUUUUUUAUACAUAUAUUUAUUAUUUUUUCAAAUUAAUUAAUUAAUUAUUUCAUUAUUAUUACUGGAAUCCGGAGUGAUCUCUAUUUUUGAUUUAUCCGCUUUUAUUGAUUUCCAUGAUCAACUUGUAUUUAUUUAUUAUCAUACACUGUUCUUUGCAUCAUCAACUCAUAAUCCUAUUGGUACGAACUUGUGUGUAUGUGUGUGUGUGUGCCAGCUAUUCAUAGUGCUUCUUUUGUAUCUUUGACUUACCUUACUUAAUAUGAAAUUUUAUUUAUCAUUGAAAGUUUGUUAUCCAUCAUUCGUUUCGUCGUUAUUUAAAAGAUCUCUUUUCAUUUUCAUUUCUUUGUUUUUUUGUAUUGAAAUGGCAUAAUUAUUCACAUUUCUAUACCUCUGUCUGUCUGUCUGUCUGUCUAUCUCUCUCUCUCUUCCUCUUCACGACUCAAAUUGUUAUUUUCUGGCUGGUGAUGAUUUCAACUAACUGAUAAAUACCCAACUCGAUACCUAACCUGAUUACCUUUCAGUGAUGAGAAUUCCUAUCUUUCUGCUUUAUUAUUUAGAUUUAAUUCCAGUACUUGCUUGUCGGCUAAUCAAAAUCGAAUUUACGGUUAUUCGCUUUAUCCCGCCCACAUAAUAUUUCUUCGAUUGUUUAAUUUUGAUUGGCUAAUAUCAAAUAGAUACUGAUGUGAUUUACACAUGCA